ACCCCUGUCGUCUAUUUCUCUCUCUCCCCCGUUAGUGCGUCGCGCGUACGCGUGCGUCCGUAACUCCGUACUCCGUAGUACGUGCAUCGGACGGUGCGCAGUUCGGGGACGUCGCUUUCCUUACGGCGCCGAGGUGCGAAGGGUGCACGCCGAUUAGUGCCGUCGGUCCCUCGGGGACAACACGUAGUCCGCUUCCGUGGUCCAAGGGGCGUCACGCACCGAUGUUUUAGCCGGAUUAUGCAUCAGCCUCCACUGAAUAUUCUUGCUGCUUUUCAGUUUGUACAUGCUACAACAUGCCGCCAAAGCAGAGGAAAAUAGCUAUUAUGGGCUACAGAUCCGUAGGUAAAUCAUCCCUCAGCAUACAGUUCGUCGAGGGACAAUUUGUAGACUCGUACGACCCUACAAUAGAAAAUACGUUCACAAAGAAUACGCGAGUAAAUAGUCAAGAUUACGAACUCAAGUUAGUAGAUACAGCUGGCCAGGAUGAAUAUAGUAUAUUUCCUACCCAGUAUUCGAUGGACAUCCACGGCUACGUCCUGGUGUAUAGCAUAACCAGUAAAAAGAGUUUCGAGAUUGUACAAAUUAUUUAUGACAAAUUACUCGACAUCACUGGAAAGCUCCACGUCCCGAUCGUACUAGUGGGCAACAAAACGGACCUGUAUGUCGAUCGUAUGGUCACGACGGACGAAGGGAAGCGUUUAGCAACAAGUUGGAACGCAGCAUUUCUAGAAACCAGUGCGAAACAAAAUGAAUCUGUUGCAGAUAUUUUUCACACGCUACUGAAGGAGAUCGAGAAGGCCAAUGGGAAUGUACAAGAAAAGCAGAAUUGCAUUAUUUGUUGAAUUGCCCGAAUCAAUGGCAUUAACAAAAAUGUAAAUGUGUAAAAUUGGGUAAAAAAAAACCAUUGGCAUUAUACUCUGAUAUCUUUACAAUCCCAUAAGAUAAGUGUCGAAAAGAAAGUGCAUGUCAAAAGCGAUUAAAUUUAAUUUUUUUUCGCCAUACAAUAUAUAUUAGAGUAUAAUUUAGUUACAGAUCUACACGUGACGCAAUGAAUAAUAUUAUUUAUACGUCAAUGGUUAUUAUUUUUACGAGAUAAUCGAUACUUAUUUACGUUCCGGUUCGGAUUAUGUAAUUAAGAUGAUAAUCUCACAUAUCAUUAUUUUAAUUUAUGUCAAAUUACGUUCAGGGUCCCCGAAUAGGUGUAAAAUUUAUUAUUAAGAUCAACGCUCGUAAGUUAAGUUAUAAUUUUAGUUAAGUUUAAGGUUUCUUUCCUUUUUAGUACAUUUAAGUACCUUUACGUUUUAUAAAAAGAAAUAUAUAUAUAUCGAAGGGUGAUUAUAUAUAUAUAUAUAUAUAUAAAAGCAAUUCUCACGCAAUUUCUUGGCAUUAUAUGAACCGGUUUUGAUUAUUUUCAAUUAUAUGAGAUGUUUUUGUUUGCUUUUACGAUUCGUGCCGAUAAUGCACAGAGAAAAAUAAGAUGUAGAUACCAUAUAUAUAUUUUUUUUGUUAUGUAAAAAGAAAUUAAAACGGAAGUGCCAAUAAGCACGCGAUGUUCCAGCGGUUCCAAAGCGGUCACCCAUCCAUUGAUUUGUCAUGCUCAAUACUGCUCGACUCCGUUCCGUAUCGUGCACACAUAUAAAUCGUCAUUGGUAUAUAUCUCGGAUGGUGCGUGUACAUACAUAUACAUAUGUCUAUGUAUGCGGCACAUGUAAUGGCGGCUUGGACUCAUUUCUGCCUCUAUUGCAUGCAAAGUAAUCAGUUGUAUCGCUUCAAUCAGAAUUGGGCAUUUAUAUACGUGUAAAAUAUGGUAGUUUACAUCUGUGUCUAUACGUGUAAAUAAGUAAUUUAUGUUCCUAGAAAAUUAAUGUUUCCCAGGCGGAAAUUUAUAUUGUGUUUGCAUUAUUUCCAGUUACUUAUAGUUUCAGCACAGCUUAGAGUGUCGCGAAAAGUCGAGGGUGGCCUCGUUUAUUAGUGGGUGUCACCCGACAUAAUUUUGUAAGUAACGUGAUUCGUUUAUAAUUUAAAUAAAGUUUUACCUAAAUGCAA
Molecule: messenger RNA, 2046 nt
Organism: Vollenhovia emeryi
Lineage: Eukaryota; Metazoa; Arthropoda; Insecta; Hymenoptera; Formicidae
Gene: Rheb
Product: GTP-binding protein Rheb homolog
Exons: 6
Coding region: 294-842 (182 amino acids)
Biological process (GO): small GTPase-mediated signal transduction
Cellular component (GO): plasma membrane
Molecular function (GO): GTPase activity; GTP binding; GDP binding
Source: RefSeq, a predicted model, not a curated record